AUGGCGAUACACUUCGAGGCUGACGCUGGUCGUACCGACGGGCAGGUCGGACUGCUGAGCUGGCCUGCCUCUGGCGCCAGUAGUAGCCAGGAGCAUCGCGUCCUCCUCUGCGUCUCGUGCAGGGUCGGGCUCCGGCCGGACGACGGCAUACGACUACACUUCCUGCGGAAGCACCGACUCAAGGGCGAGGCACUACGCCAAAUCAGGGACUACAGCUACGCUGUCGAGCCGAUCACGAGCCCGUACACCGUACCAGUGCCAGCCGACGGAUCACCGCAUAUAGAGCAGCUACCGGUAUUAGACGGCUUCAGCUGCUCGGACUGCCGCUUCCUAACGACGAGCUGGAAGAGUCUAUCUCCGGGGAGCCAUGCCCGGUACUGGGUAGUCAAGGAAGGAACGCGCGGCAUAACAGGCUCGGGCACAACUAGCGCGACCUCCUCACAGCCCGCAUUACUCGAGCGGGUUACGAGAUACGAAGAGAAUCUAGCUAUGGAGCUGGAGGAGACGCGCCGGACGGUAGACAGCCGGCAGGGAGCCGACUUCGAGUCGACGUGGGUCCGCGAGAUGGGCUGGGCAAGGCACCUAGCCGGCAGCGACUUUGGCGAGCACUUCCAAGCAGGUCGGAACGUUCUUACGGCGACGGAGCGCGCUAGGCUACGCUGCGAGGCAGAUAUCUCCGAGCAGGAGCGCCUCCUCCGGCUCGGGGCCAGUUUUGACCGGCUUAUCGUGAGAGGAAUCGAACGGACAGGUCAGGUGCCAAAGGAGGUACUCCGGUACCUAGCUAGUGUGGACCCCGACCGCCCGGCCGGUGGCCCGUUCAGGACGGAGAACGGCCGGGACACGAAGGAUCGAUACCAAGCCUACUGGAAGCGCUACCUCUACUAUUGCGUCCGGACUGAGCGACUCGGCCGAGACGAGGCCACGGAGAAGUUUCGGAUACGUUUCAACGAUGCCCAGUGGGCUGCACUUGAGGAGAUUAUCCGGCAACUCGACAGUAGCGACACGAGCGUCCAGGAUAACGAUAGCGACGACGCCUCCCCAGCUUCAUCGACCUAUAUCGGGUCUGAAGAGGCUGCGACUCCAGGGCACGAGGUAGUCGAAGGAGAGGAGGAUCCGGCCGAGGACCCGCUAGACGAGCCCGUUAUGGCCUUCUGUGUCGAGUCGUUACAGCACAAGGUUGCCGUCCACCUAUUCAGCAACCCGCUCCUGCACUUCACGGUCGUGCUCGGGAUUAGCAGUAACCGUAAGACCUACGCCUGGCGGCCAGCGACCGAGUUCACGCCUCAGGUAGCUGGGCUCGUCUGGUGUGCCCGUCUGAUCCUGCUAGAGUACAUAUUCGCAGGUUCAGAAGCCCAAGGUUGUCGGCACUGCGACAGACUACUGUCGCAAGUACGACGAACCACAAUCGGCGUUGCGACGACGGAUCGUCGCAAGGAUGGAAACACGAUGAAGGACAAAGGAUAUAUAGAUGGAGGAUCUCCUGGCCAGACAGUCGUUACCUUUGUACUUCAGCGAUCAAUCUAA
This is a messenger RNA of Microdochium trichocladiopsis, 1524 nucleotides long. RefSeq lists its product as uncharacterized. The record is from RefSeq and is a predicted model, not a curated record. Bases 1 to 1524 code for a protein of 507 amino acids. NCBI's taxonomy places the organism in Eukaryota, Fungi, Ascomycota, Sordariomycetes, Xylariales, Microdochiaceae. The transcript is spliced from 2 exons.